AUGGAUCCGACCAUCGGUUGGUACCAACCGGAGCAAUACGGCCCCGCCAAGGAUCUGUGGUUGCACAUCUGGGAGGCCGAGAAGGGCCUUGACGUACUGACCCUGCGUAACGACCCCGCAAACACGAUGGGCGUGCGGCUGCAGCAAGACUUUCUUGCGCUGGAUACGACGAGCUCGACGGCAACCGGCACUGGCGGUACUGGAACGGGCACCAAUAACACGCCGUCGUCCGCCCCAGGCUUCGGAAGCGGCAUCGGCAUCGGUAUGGGCAACGGCAAUGCCAAUGUGGGCGGCAACGGCAGCAACGGCCGCUCUGUCCCCACCGCCGCAAGCAACGGCGAGCAUCGUGUGCCUCAUAAUGCUUGUUGCAACAGUUACUAUAACCCAUCGCGCAGGAAAAGCGACAAUCGAGCUAGCACCUACGGCAUGAAUUACAAUUACGACGCCCUAGUGGGCGAAUAUGGUGGCUGUCCUUGGCGGAUGUCGAAUAAGCAUUAUUCCAAAGGUGUGAUCGGAUUACAUGAAGAGAUAGAAGAUUUCUUUACAUACAUGUGUCCAUCAUACGAGGAACAUGUUUUAAGAUUGCGAGUUGUAAAAAAAAUAGAAAAUGUAAUUUAUGAUCUUUGGCCAGACUCUAAAGUUGAGAUGUUUGGCAGUUUUCGCACUGGUUUAUAUUUGCCUACAAGUGACGUAGAUUUGGUAGUGAUAGGAAUGUGGAGAAAUCUUCCAUUACGUACUUUGGAACGUGCUUUACUAGAUCAAAAUAUUGCUGAGCCAUCUUCUAUUAAAGUGUUGGAUAAGGCCAGCGUGCCGAUCGUCAAACUAACUGACAAAGAGAGUGAGGUUAAAGUGGAUAUCAGUUUCAAUAUGAGCAAUGGCGUCAAAUCUGCGGAAUUAAUAAAUUCUUUCAAGAAGCAAUACCCAGUACUCGAGAAACUAGUCAUGGUGUUGAAGCAAUUCCUACUGCAGAGAGAUCUUAACGAAGUGUUUACCGGCGGUAUAUCGUCGUACAGUUUAAUACUCAUGACCAUUAGUUUUUUACAACUACAUCCGAGGCAAAAUGCUUACUGUUCAAAUGCUAACCUAGGAGUAUUGCUAAUCGAAUUUCUAGAGCUAUAUGGUAGAAAGUUUAAUUAUGUUAAGACUGGCAUACGUGUGAAGGACGGCGGUACUUACAUAUCCAAAGAAGAGGUACAGCGAGACAUGAUAGAUGGUCAUCGCCCAUCCCUCUUGUGCAUAGAAGAUCCACUCACACCCGGCAACGAUAUCGGUCGCAGUAGUUAUGGUGCUUUAUAUGUAAAAGAUGCAUUUGAUUGGGCCUAUUUCGUCCUUUCUCAAGCAGUCAGUCCUUUAAAUAUUUUAGUCAAUGACGCCAGUAAAAUAAGCAUACUGGGAAGAAUAAUUCGUGUGACCGACGAAGUGAUAGAUUACCGUAGAUGGAUUAAAGAAACAUUCCUACUACCUUUAAGCGAAGGAGACUCUCUAUCAAGCUCAACUGGUUCUGACGCAUCCACUCUUUCAGCACCCGCCAGUGAUACGGACUCUGAAUGUAGCCGUGGCAAUUCUCCGAAUACUGGCGGUAAAAACGACAACGACAAAAACAAAGAUAGGCUCUUUUAUAAUAAUCAACAAAUCCAUCAUUAUCCGGGAAGGAAAGCGUUCAAGGCAACCAUCUAUGCAAAUCACCAACAGAGCUUCAAAGGUAUUCAUCAUCGCAUCAAUAACAAUAUAACCGGUCAAAAUAAGACCAAGCAUGCACACAGUAACGGAAACAACAAUAACAACAAUAACAACAAUACUAGUCACAGUCCAAGCUCUAGGCAAAACACAGUGAAGAGGAAGAAACAAUGUACGAUGCAGCGUGGGACCGGAGAUUGUGUACGGUGAUGAAACGUGCGCGAUAAUUUCGGACAUUACUUCCGUCACUUAAGUAGCGAGCUCAAUAUCAUAACUGUGUGAUAGAAAGACAGCGAUUAUCGUCGGUCAUAUAACAACUGAAUUAUUCUACGCGACUCUUCUUUUAUUUUCAACUCUAUGUACAGUAUGGGCACAAUGUCCACGAUUCUAAGAGGGAGAAAGGAAGAAAGAGUAAGAGAGCUUAUGGUUUGUGGAAAUGUUACGAUUCUUGCGCAGACAAGAAUGCCCAAAUAGUAACUAUAUAUAUAUGAUUUCUUUUUUUUUCAAUUUGCCAGAAUUAUAUAUUUUGCUCUGUACGAACGUUUACAUACCAAAGAAAGACGUACAGAAUUUUUGAUCGCAAAUCGAGAUAGGAUCUCCGUUUAUACUUCACUUUUAUUGCACAGGCUAUAAUAUAAACGGUACCCAGAAACAAGUAUAAUAACAUUCUUCAACAUUAUCAUUUACGAAGUCAGACAAUUCUUAUUGCCAUCUUCGAAUAGCAAUUGUGUUCACAGCCAUAAUUAAACGUAUUGUAAUACAUUUAUAUAAUACAAAUGGUACACAUCUACAUUUAUACAUAUGCGCGCACAACACACACGCACACGUACACAUUCAUACACAGAAACGUACAUACACCGAUAUUAGUUGCGGUACAUUUUUCUCGGGAACUUCACACAAAACUGUGAAACACGCUGAGAUAGUGACAACAAAAACUUAGUUUUCUAUAUGAAACUAUAUUCUUAUAACGAGGGGGUGUGUGACAGCGAAUUCGGUGAUAUUGGGACUUACCUAUUGUAAAUAUUGUAAUAUACAUCAUCAAACAUAGAACAAUAAGUCGAAGAGUUACCUACAAAAUCUUUUUUUUGUAAUUAUCUAAAAUAGUGUUUGUUACAGUGAUUUUAUCAUACAAAUUCGCGGAUAAAGCCAUAUCUAUAAGAGUGAAUACUGUUUCUUUUCUAUAUUAUUCUUUUCUCUAUCAAACGUAUAUUCAGUAUCGUUGUUGAAAGAUUUUGGUAUGUUUUUUCAGAUUUUAAUAAAAUUGCAGAUUCAUGUGCUGGUGAUUAAAAAAAGCAAAAAAAAAUAAUAAAAUUUUGAUUAAAAAUUUUUUUAAAAACUCUAGCUUAUUUUAUACUGACAGAGAGUGAUGACACGCUUCGAAUCUUGGCAGUCUGUUUCGUAGCAACAACUUUCUUGCAAAUUAGCUAUCUCUUUUGUAUAGAAAUGUUAAUUUCUUAAUGUUAGUUUGUAAUUCUUAUCCGAUAUUUCCUGAACAAUGAUAUAUUAUUUUUAUAUCAGAUAAUUAAAAAGUACACAUUUAUAUUAUAUGAAAGGAAAAAAAAAGAGAAUGAGGAAUCUGAUAUUUAUGAAUCUUACAUUGCAUUUGAUGAAACUUAUGUAUAUGACAAUACGUGAAAAGGCCUUGACAUUACUUAAAAGCUCCGUAUGUUACGUUUUGUCGAUCAUGGUAGGUGUAGUUCAUUGUCGAAUAUUACAUUCCGUUGACGCAAUAACUAAUGAAAACGAAAGAGCGAAAGAAAAGAGAAUAGAGCGUUUACUGCAACAAAUUUCUAACUAUGAUGUCAGAUUACAAUUCUUUCUGGUGCAGCUGCAUUUUUGUGUUCAACAAUUUUUAAUGUGCGAUGUAAAGAUUACCCUUGUAAAAAUUUUAGUUUAGCCACGGGAUUUGAAGAAGUGUAGUUUUUGAUUGAGUCAUUUUAAAUUAUAUAACACUCUUAUAUCCAGUAUUCCGUGUAUUGUUUAACUUAAAACUCUUUCGUAAUGUAAUAUUGUAUGCUGUGAUUGAAUUUAAUAAUUAAAUUGUCAAUUGCUUAAGAAGAUAUAUAUAAAUAUAUAUAAAUAUAUAAUUUAAAUGUUACACUGUAAAAAGAGCAUUAUAAAAAGCCAUACUACAUUUUUAAAACUAUGUAACUAUUAUCAUCGCGCUUAGUGAUCCUCAGCAAAUAACGUGUUUUUUAUAAAUAUCAGAAUUUCGUAAUCAUUGAGAGUUUGAUAAGGAAACUUCGUAAUCACUCAUAUUUAUCGAAUUUCCCGAUUUAUUGGAAUUUCUGUAAAAAAAAGGAAAAAAAAGAAAAAAAAAAAGAGUUUAAUAAAUAUGAAUGAUGCCGA
Odontomachus brunneus is the source of this 4026-nucleotide messenger RNA. Its product is annotated as non-canonical poly(A) RNA polymerase protein Trf4-1-like. The coding region runs from base 1 to 1887 and encodes 628 amino acids. The record is from RefSeq and is a predicted model, not a curated record. The transcript is spliced from 8 exons. Gene Ontology annotation, molecular function: poly(A) RNA polymerase activity; mRNA binding. Gene Ontology annotation, cellular component: nucleolus; TRAMP complex. Lineage: Eukaryota; Metazoa; Arthropoda; Insecta; Hymenoptera; Formicidae. Gene Ontology annotation, biological process: RNA 3'-end processing.